GAACUGGACUGUCGCGAGUGACGGUCGUGGUCUUCCCGCAAGCUUUUCGUGAUUUUUUUUUUCUUUCGUUUCGAUCGAUUCGUUCUUUGCGAUUGUUUCUUUCUUCAUACGUUUUUGUUGAACCUGCGACACUUGUUUAUUUUAUCAUUUCCGGUAGUUUAUCGUUGUUCACACGUUGUGAUACUGACCUGUGCGCGCCGAUUAUCUGGGUCAAUCGAAGGGAGUUGUUCUUUGACAGUGACAGUGUUCUUGUUUUGGGCAGUUGAUCGUCUCGUGCUAAUUUGUAUCCGGUUUCAUAGCAUUUGUUGUUAUCAACUUUUGUUCUGGCGAACAGAUUUUUUUCGUUUGUUAUUAACUUUUCUUCUGGCGAACAGAUUUUUUUCGUUUGUUGUUAUUAACUUUUGUUCUGGCGAACAGAUUUUUUCCGUUUGUUGUUAUUAACUUUUAUUCUGGUGAACAGACUUUUUGUUUUGUUUUUGGUACACUUUUGUUUUGGUCGAUAGAUCUUUUAUUUGUUUGUGAAUUGUUGUCUUUUUAUUUGUGUUGCUAAAUUUGUAUUCCGGUUGAAUUAAUUAUUCCGGAUUAUGUUUUUGUUUGUUUCGCUGAUAUUCCGAUCUGGCUAAUAGUCCUAUUUGUUUCUCAUAAGAUUUAUUUAAAGAACAUUUCGCUAUCAGCGAGAUACUUUAUUAAUUCAUCGCUAAUUAAUUGAAGUGUUCAUUUUCCUCAAAACUAAUUACCGAAGAUACCGUGUUAUCGCGUCCCGUUCAGGCCGCUUCUCGCGCGACUUGUAAUUUUUAUUUCAGUAUUGGAGGAAAUAGAUAGUACAGUAUCUCCGACGCAGCCCUAAUUGAGACUUAUCAACUUCCUCACUCGUUACACAUAGUAAAUCGUCCUCGUCGUUCAGCGAUACUCAAAAGUGUCACGAAACCGCGAGAACCAAACGGUGUCGUUAAAUUUCACCGAUCACGCUUACCCUUAAUUUUCUAAAAGCGAAUCAACGGAAGCCUUGCAACAAGAACCGUAUUAAAAGAAAUUAUUUCUCUCCGAAUUCUGUUCUGGUGAAUUUACAAAAAAAAAGCUAUCGACGCGUACACAGAUUCUUGUAAUUACAUUCUUUCGAAGAAAACAUCCACACGUAUUUCUUGUAUGAAGAAAUUUCAAGUUACCCUAAAAAUCGGGGUUGGAGAACCGGCUGUUCUCAUAGUGCUCGAUCGGUUUAACGGGACGAGGAGGGUUAAUUGCUUGAUGGAAAUCGAAUCCUCGCUAGGGGUUGAAAAUCCGGCGCCGGUUAUGGUAUCCUCGUCGCAGAUAGAUCCUGAUUGCACCCUGGGAAUAUCCUGGCAGUAUUCCCGCAUUCCGGGCCGACAAGCUGGAGUUAUGAAAUACCGAAGUGGAAACGCUCGAGCUGCUUCGAGAGCACCAAGAUCGUCCAGUGCAGGUACCAACAACCUACCACCAUUGACGUUCCAUCAGGUUCAUGGUGACAAUAUCAGACUCUGCAAUGGCGGGACCAUCGCCAAAAGACACGAGAGCUUCUGCAAGGGUGUCACGUUCAGCGCGAGACCCGUCCGGGUCGGUGAAAAGGUCUGCAUCAAAUUCCUCGAGAUCUCCGACAACUGGAGCGGCGUGAUACGGUUCGGUUUCACGAGCAAUGACCCGAUCAACCUCAGGAAUGGACUGCCGAGGUACGCCUGCCCGGACCUCACGAACAAACCCGGCUACUGGGCAAAGGCCCUAGCCGAGAGAUUAGCCGAAAGGGACACGGUUCUGUUCUAUUACGUGACGUCGGCCGGCGACGUGCAUUUCGGCGUGAAUGGCGAGGAAAAAGGACUAUUCUUCAGCGGCGUGGAGACCCGCGGCCCGCUCUGGGCUAUCAUCGACGUGUACGGUAACAGCACCGCUAUCGAGUUCGUCGAUCCGAACAGACAACACUUCAACAAUAUCAGAAGAGGCGCCGAGCAUAGCAACGAGGACAAUACGCAGCACAGCAGGCAGUCGGCCAUGGAGUCGGUUGUCCCGACCAUGCAUAACUUGUCGAUCCAUGACGUGGACGUCGAGCUACCCGCGCUCAGGUUUCAGCCUCCCGGUGUCAUCUUCAGGCCCUUACCGUUCCACCCGACACGGGGCAGGAACAUCUACUUCAGAAACCAGCAGUGCGUGGCUGCGCGCAGUGACACGGAGUUCUGUCAUGGUUACGUAUUCACGAGCAGACCGUUGAUGCUGGGCGAAAGGUUGGUCGUGCAGAUCCUGUCGACGGAGCCGAUGUACGUGGGUGCGCUCGCUCUGGGCCUGACUUCCUGCGACCCCGCGAGAUUGACCGCGGAGGACCUGCCGGACGACAGCGACCUGCUGUUAGAUCGACCGGAGUACUGGGUGGUGUCGAAGGACGUGGCCUCGAGCCCGCAGCCCGAGGACGAGAUAGCGUUCACGGUGACCCAUUUCGGCGAGGUGCAGAUGAGCAAGAACGAUGGGCCGCCGAACGUGGUGAUGCACGUGGACCAGAGCCUGCAGCUCUGGGCGUUCGUGGACGUGUACGGCAGCACCCAGAUGGUCAGGAUGCUGGCCAGCAAGCCGACGUCGCCGCCAAGGCCGCGACAGGGCAACCCCUCCCCGGCGCCCAUCGUCCAGCAGCAGCAACAACAGCAGCAGCAACAGCAGCAGCAACAGCAACAGCAGCAGCAGCAGCAACAACAACACUCGAACUUUAACAACGCCGCCACGGAACUCUCUAGAUUCUCCGAGGUGGUGCAAUUCAAGCCUGCCGUGGGCGGCGGCACUGUUCUCGUGGUGAACUUGCCGCCUCAGACCUUCCCUACGCCACCUUCGAACACACCCUCGCUUCAGACCAUAUACGCCACGACCAGGUUCGACCCUUAUCGACCUGACGGGGUCGCGCUAUCGGCGCAUCCAGGAUCUUCCAGGCAGUCUUCGCCGCCGUUAACGGGCACCAUGGCUAGCACAGGCUCCUCGACGUACGUGGAGCCGGUCAACUACCAAAGCCUGGACGGCACGCUCACCUCUCAAGCCUCUUCACACCUGCAACAGUGGAGCGAAGGUCUGCAACCUACCCCUGGACAGCCCAGCGAGUGCUCGAUCUGCUACGAAAGAAGCAUCGAUAGCGUGUUAUACAUGUGCGGCCACAUGUGCAUGUGUCAUCCGUGCGCCAUCCAGCAGUGGUGCGGCAAAGGCGGCGGCCACUGUCCCCUCUGUAGGGCGCCGAUCAAGGACGUGAUACGCAUCUACAGAUCCUGAACACAGGCGCAGGCUCCACGCGGAAGGAACAGUUCCAAGGGCUGAAUAUGUCUCCCGAUUUGUUGACUCCUUUGCGAUUAGGCAAACGCUUCAGCCGUGAUCGUCCCGGCGUGGCCGCCGCCUCCGUCGCCGCUAUCGCGCGCCGGUUGCUUCUUGGUUCUCGGUGUUCUCGUCUCCGAGAGGGAAACUGUACUCAGGACGUGUAGCAGGAUAUCUUCGACGAUGCGCUCAACUGUAUUUCUUCACUGCCGAUCUUUCUUCCUCCUCCCCGGUCAGAGGAGCUCCGGCGGCGGGCAGCUUUUCUCAAUCGUUGAAUCGCUUCGAUACGACGACCACGCCGGUCAACGACUGUUUCUACAGGAUUCUUUGGCGGUGAUUGGGCACGACGCUAAACGCCCGAGUGCUGGAACACUCUCGUCAAUUACGAUGUCAAUAGGACGUGGAAGUCGACUGCCAGAACCGUUUAGCAGACCUCUGGAACGAGAACACGAGCUUUCCUGCUGAGCCGCGAAACACAGGUCGUCGGCGAUUCGCUGUACUCGGUCGUAACAUUCGUGAAGAUCCACGAAACAUUCGCGUAUACGCACGGACAGACGGACAGAUAGACGGACGGAUAUACGCAUACAUUCACGUACAGUGAUCAUUUUUGAUUUGAGAGUGACUACGAGAGUAGCGAGCUUUUCGAAACCAGGAGAGAGACUAAAGAAAGAAUCGAGUGUCUGAGCGGGAGAAAAAGCGACAGGUGUGAAUGCGACAAAGAGAAGAGAGUAACAUUGAUCUUAGAUAUUUUCACAAUCGAUAUAUGAUUAUAUAUUAUUGCUACCAUGUCGCCAACUUACUAUUACUGUUACUAUUAUUACGAUUUACUACUGCUACUAUUCUCAGCCUUUAGUUAUACGAUUAUUUUUAUUAUUUUUAUUGAUAUUAUUAUUAAUUAUUAUUAUUAUUAUUA
Molecule: messenger RNA, 4204 nt
Organism: Megalopta genalis
Lineage: Eukaryota; Metazoa; Arthropoda; Insecta; Hymenoptera; Halictidae
Gene: neur
Product: E3 ubiquitin-protein ligase neur
Molecular function (GO): ubiquitin protein ligase activity
Source: RefSeq, a predicted model, not a curated record